This is a messenger RNA of Eruca vesicaria subsp. sativa (arugula), 1516 nucleotides long. NCBI's taxonomy places the organism in Eukaryota, Viridiplantae, Streptophyta, Magnoliopsida, Brassicales, Brassicaceae. The record is from the annotation of a GenBank genome assembly.
AUGAAGCAAGCUAAAACGACUUCCGAUUCUGUCGUGUCAGAAUUUGAAGGGACGAUACUGAGGAACGAAGAUCCAUUCUCUUACUUCAUGCUCGUCUGUUUCUUUGGCCCCUACAAGAACGCCGCUCUCAAGCUCAUGAUUUUUGUAGCCACCGUUGGUUUACGCCAACCGGAGAUUCAAUCGGUGGCUAGAGCAGUCCUGCCCAAGUUCUACAUGGAUGACGUGUGCAUGGAUACUUGGAAGGUUUUUAGCUCGUGCAAGAAGAAGGUUGUUGUGACGAGAAUGCCUCGAGUUAUGGUGGAGAUGUUUGCAAAGGAGCAUCUUAAAGCUGAUGAGGUCAUCGGUCCAGAGCUGAUCGUGAACCGGUUCGGUUUUGUUACUGGUUUGAUACGUGAAACCGAUAUUGAUCAAUCUGUUUUGAGCCGUGUUGCUGAUUUGUUUGUUGAUAGUAGGCCUCAUAUAGGUCUAGCAAAACCUAGCAAGACGAUUUCUACAACAUUUUUAUCCUUAUGUGAGGAGCAUAUUCAUGCACCAAUUCCAGAUAACUACAACCACCGUAACCAACGGCCAUUUCCGGUAAUCUUUCACGACGGACGCCUUGUCAAGCGGCCAACUCCACCCACCGCUCUCCUCAUCCUCACAUGGAUCCCAUUCGGUAUCAUUCUCGCCACCAUCCGGAUCUUUCUUGGAUCCAUCCUCCCAUUAUGGGCAACACCUUACAUCUCUAAACUAUUCGGCGGCCAGAUCAUCGUCAAAGGCACACCUCCUCAACCACCAGCCCCCGGAAAAUCCGGUGUUCUCUUCGUGUGCACUCACAGAACCCUAAUGGACCCGGUUAUAUUAUCCCACGUGCUAGGACGCAGCAUCCCCGCCGUCACUUACUCAAUCUCACGCUUAUCCGAGAUCUUAUCUCCCAUCCCAACCGUACGUUUGACAAGAGUCCGAGAUGUAGACGCAGCAAAGAUCAAACAACAACUCUCUGAAGGCGAUCUUGUUGUUUGUCCCGAGGGAACCACUUGUCGUGAACCGUUCUUGCUAAGGUUUAGUGCACUUUUCGCUGAGUUGACGGAUAGGAUUGUUCCCGUUGCUAUGAAUUAUAGAGUUGGAUUCUUCCACGCGACCACAGCGAGAGGCUGGAAAGGUUUAGACCCGGUUUUCUUCUUCAUGAACCCGAGACCGGUUUACGAGGUUACGUUCUUGAACCAGCUUCCGGAUGAGGCUACGUGUUCGUCUGGGAAGAGUCCGCAUGACGUGGCGAAUUAUGUUCAGAGAAUCUUGGCUGCUACGUUAGGGUUUGAGUGUACUAACUUCACGAGGAGAGAUAAGUAUAGGUUUCUUGCCGGAAACGAUGGAACGGUGUCGUAUUUAUCGUUUCUUGACCAGUUGAAGAAGGUGGUGAGCACUUUCGAGCCGUUUUUACAUUGAAAUCGAAUUAGUAAAUUACUAUUCCGUCGAAAAAUGUCCUCAAUCGGUUUUUAAUUGCUUCCAAUCUUGAUUUAUUUUUGCUUGUGAUUAA